GGAUACAAAUAAUCGCCAUCGCCCAUUUCUAUCUCUUUUCUUCUACAUCAUACAACCACCACUUCAAUAUCCACUUCAUCAAUCCACAGCAACCAUAAAAGAACUCCAUCAAUUUAUCCAUCAGAAGUAUCAACAAUGGCUCGUACCAAGCAAACUGCCCGUAAAUCCACUGGUGGUAAGGCACCAAGAAAGCAACUUGCUUCCAAGGCUGCCCGUAAGAGCGCCCCUUCUACCGGAGGUGUCAAGAAGCCCCACAGAUAUAAGCCAGGAACUGUCGCUCUCCGUGAGAUCCGUCGUUACCAAAAGUCGACUGAGCUCUUGAUCCGAAAGCUCCCUUUCCAACGUCUCGUUCGUGAAAUCGCUCAAGAUUUCAAGUCCGACCUCCGUUUCCAAUCUUCCGCCAUCGGUGCUCUCCAAGAGUCCGUUGAGGCCUACCUCGUCUCCCUCUUCGAAGACACCAACUUGUGUGCCAUCCACGCCAAGCGUGUCACCAUCCAAUCUAAGGAUAUCCAACUCGCCCGUCGUCUCCGUGGUGAGCGUGGUUAAAUUUGGUUUCUGUUUUGACUUCUCGAUGUCUUCAGCCUGAAAGCGCUUCGGCUUUAGGUCGAUUGACAAUGGCGAUGGAUCGGGGUGGAUGAUAAUGCUUUGGGGGUAUCUUACAAGGGUUUUACGGCAUGGAGUUCAUUUCAUUUUAUGGGGGACCUGCGUUCUUACAGGCUGUACAUUAUUCAGCCAGCGAUGGUGCGCUGAGCUAAUGACAACAGAUAACA
Molecule: messenger RNA, 770 nt
Organism: Botrytis cinerea B05.10
Lineage: Eukaryota; Fungi; Ascomycota; Leotiomycetes; Helotiales; Sclerotiniaceae
Exons: 3
Coding region: 136-546 (136 amino acids)
Biological process (GO): rRNA transcription
Cellular component (GO): nucleosome
Molecular function (GO): DNA binding; protein heterodimerization activity; structural constituent of chromatin
Source: RefSeq, a predicted model, not a curated record